Coccinella septempunctata (seven-spotted ladybird) is the source of this 1063-nucleotide messenger RNA. Its product is annotated as chondroadherin-like. NCBI's taxonomy places the organism in Eukaryota, Metazoa, Arthropoda, Insecta, Coleoptera, Coccinellidae. Gene Ontology annotation, cellular component: extracellular matrix. Gene Ontology annotation, molecular function: protein binding. The coding region runs from base 136 to 984 and encodes 282 amino acids. The transcript has 3 exons. The record is from RefSeq and is a predicted model, not a curated record.
AUCGUCUCGUUUUAUGGAUGUUCAUUUAUGUUGUUGACCAGAAAAAUAUUAUAGAGAACUGGAAUGGCCAAUUCAGUGGGAAGGUAGCCGGUGAAUGAGUAAUUGAACAAUUUACUAUAGUGAUAUUUUACUGAGAUGGAUCAAAUCAAUACAAUAAAAGCUUUGCUAAUUCUUGCCUCAAUUGUUGGUGUUCACUCAUUUGAUGAUGAUACAUACAAGAUAUUCAUACAUAAUACAAAAGGAAAUAUAACAAGAGAGAAGCUCACAACGAAGAAAGAUGUUGGUUUGCUUGACAUAUCCUUCGCGACAGUAGAAGCUAUAGCUCCAGAUUCAUUCUGUGCUCUACCAAAUUUGAAAACUCUGUAUAUAAAUGGAAAUACCAAGUUUCCCCGAGUGACCAAGCAGCUCUUUCAAUGUAAUGCCAAACUUACGUACGCUACUCUCGUAGCCAAUGACGAUUCAGGUCAAGAGGUGGACAGAAAUGCAUUCACAGACCUGAAAGAGCUCAAUACGCUGCGUAUAAAUGGAGUCGAAUUGAAAAGAAUCGGUAAAGAUAUGUUCACCGGUUUGAAUCUGGAAAUAUUGAAUUUGGUCAGUUGCAAAAUCGGUGAAAUUGACGCCGAUGCUUUCUCGAACUUAUCCAAUUUGAAGGAGUUGGACUUGGGGCAUAAUUUGAUCAAAAGUUUCAAACCAGGAACUUACCAGAAUCUGCCUAAACUCAACGAAUUACAAUUGAAUAAGAAUGAAAUAGGUGCAAUCAAUUGGGAUGAAUGGAAUACGCUACCCUCACUGAAAACUAUUGAUUUUGGGGAUAAUCAUCUCACGGUUUGCGAUGUUUCCAAAAUCAAGGAAUAUUUCCCUAAUAUUCAUUCCUGCAACUUGGGUGAUGCUUUCAAUAAGACGAGAAAAGCAGAAAUUAUUGAAGAGAGCAAAAAACUCAAUAUUUCUAUAAAGUUUAUAGAUUAUUACGGAACAUAUGCAUAAAAAACGGUUUUCGAGAAACACGAAGGUUUUUUGUUUGUGCAGAAUAUAUGAAUAAAUAUAUCAUUGUUGUUCAAAAGAA